AUGAAGGCGCUCAUGGCUGUCCUGCUGGCCCUGCUGCUGUGUGCGCUGCCAGGGAGAGGGCCGGCACAGGAGGAGGAGGAGGACAAUUGGGACCUUGAACCAGACAGCGAGGGCUAUGAUGAUGACGAGGAGGACGAGGAGGAGGGUGAGGCCACCCGUCUGCCCCCAGGGCUAUUGCAGUGCUACACCUGCCAGUCCCUGCACAGGGAGGACAGCUGCAACCAGACACAGCGCUGUUCCCACAGCCAGACCUUCUGCACAACCCUCAUCGCCCACGGGAGCACUGCAUCAGGUCUCCUGACCACCCUCUCGACGUGGUGUGCAACCUCAUGCCAACCUUUCAGCAAGACAGUAGAGGACACCCAGUUGACCUUGACCUGCUGCCAGUCCUUCCUGUGCAACAUCCCACCCUGGCAGAGCUCUCACGUCCCGGACCCACUGGGCAGUGGGGCAGAUGGCCCCCUGGGGAGCCUCCAAAAUGCGGGCCCAGCCCUCCUGCUCAGCCUUUGGGCAAUGAGGGCUUGAAGACCCUGACCCACCAGCUCUUCCAUCCCUCACCCCAGUCCCAGGUCACAUCCUGGACUGCCCAGCACCGUCGAGUGCCUCCCCCUCCUGACCCCCUCCACCAGCCUUGGAGAAUAAACUUGGAGCA
Galeopterus variegatus (Sunda flying lemur) is the source of this 652-nucleotide messenger RNA. RefSeq names its product glycosylphosphatidylinositol anchored high density lipoprotein binding protein 1 (gene GPIHBP1). Gene Ontology annotation, molecular function: acetylcholine receptor inhibitor activity. The transcript is spliced from 4 exons. The record is from RefSeq and is a predicted model, not a curated record. Bases 1 to 525 code for a protein of 174 amino acids. Lineage: Eukaryota; Metazoa; Chordata; Mammalia; Dermoptera; Cynocephalidae.